Messenger RNA from Drosophila grimshawi, 423 nucleotides. RefSeq names its product elastin. The record is from RefSeq and is a predicted model, not a curated record. The transcript has 2 exons. The coding region runs from base 38 to 265 and encodes 75 amino acids. NCBI's taxonomy places the organism in Eukaryota, Metazoa, Arthropoda, Insecta, Diptera, Drosophilidae.
AACAAGUAAACAGUUCGAAUUAACAACUUCUACAAACAUGUUCAACAAAACAUUCCUCGUGGCCCUCGUCCUGUGUGCCUGCUACUUUGGCGACACAAUGGCACGUCCUCAACUGCCCCCAAUACCCGGAGUACCCCAAUUGCCCCAAUUGCCCCAAAUCCCCGGAGUGCCUGGAUUGCCUGGAGUGGGCACGAUUACUGGCGUUGCUUCUGAUGCCGCAGGUGGACCAUUGGGUGCCCUCACUGGUCCGAAACUAGGCAAAUGAGAACUGCGCCAAAGGCAAAACAAAACAAAAAUGAUCGGCACAUCUAUCAAUUGUUAAUGUCAGUGUUAAUCUUUAAGUGAAACAGUAUACAAUCUAUGUCUAUAUCUAUCUACCAUUGGUUAUCGAAUAAAACAUACUUUCUUGCAAGCCGAAAAAAA